Messenger RNA from Jaculus jaculus (lesser Egyptian jerboa), 1786 nucleotides. RefSeq names its product zinc finger protein 584 (gene Znf584). Gene Ontology annotation, biological process: regulation of immune system process; negative regulation of transcription by RNA polymerase II; regulation of cytokine production. The transcript is spliced from 3 exons. The coding region runs from base 53 to 1219 and encodes 388 amino acids. Lineage: Eukaryota; Metazoa; Chordata; Mammalia; Rodentia; Dipodidae. The record is from RefSeq and is a predicted model, not a curated record.
CCGGACACCGGCCCGGGAAGGCUCCGCCACGCUGCUCGGCUCGCAGGUUGCGAUGGCUCGGAAGCCGCCCAGGAGCAGAGGGUGUCCGAGGAAGAGUGAAAGGCCGUGUCAGGGCCUGUUGAUGUUUGAGGAUGUGGCCAUCCACUUCUGCCGGGAGGAGUGGGAGCUCCUUAAUGUGACCCAGAGGAACCUUUAUCGUGAGGUGAUGCUGGAGAAUUUUACACUCAUUAGCUCCUUGGGUUGUGAGUGUAGAGAUAAGGAAGCUCCCCGCAAGCAAGCAUCCGAGAAGCCCUGUAUAUGUAGACAAACUGGAAAGGACAACCCAGCCACCAGAGGCCUCCUCCAGCACCAGAGCUCCCCCAGCAAGGACAAAUUGUGCAAGAGCAAUGAGCACAAAGAAGCCUUCCCACCCAGCUCCACUCCUGGGCAGCAGCGGGUAGUCCACAGCACACAGAAGCCCUUCAGUUGCAGUGACUGUGGGGCAAGUUUCCAGGAGGCCUUCGCCCUCCUAACUCAUUUGAUAACUCACACUGAAGAGAGAUCUCUAAGAUGCCCAACAGGUAGAAAUGGUCCCAACGAGAACUCAGUCCAUGUUAGUCGCCAAAAAACUCACCUUGCAAAAAGAACCCAUGUUUGUAAUGAGUGUGGGCGGGCCUUCAGCUACCCUUCUAAACUGAGGAAGCACCAGAAGGUUCACACAGGCAUAAAACCUUUCGAGUGCAGCGAAUGUGGGAAAACCUUCAACCGCAAAGAUGCACUUGGUCUGCACCAGAGGACUCACACGGGAGAAAGGCCUUACAAGUGCAACAUAUGUGGGAAGGCCUUCAGUGCUGUGUCCACCCUCAUUCGGCACCGGAAAGUCCACAUUGAAGAGCGGGGCUAUGAGUGCAGGGAAUGUGGAAAGUGCUUUAAAGACAACAGCAGCUUCAUUCUCCACCAGAGAGUACACACUGGAAUAAGGCCUUUUCACUGCAAGCAAUGUGGGAAAACCUAUGUGGCUCACUCGAGUCUGUAUCGGCACUUGAAAGGCCACACUGGUGAGCGGCCCUAUAAGUGUAGCCUGUGUGGAGAAACCUUCACCACCAGGUCCUACUGGGACCAGCACCAGCAGUUCCACACUGAUGAGAGGUCCUACAAAUGCACAGAAUGUGAGAAAGCCUUCAAACACAGUUCUAAUCUUGUUCGGCACAAGAGAGUCCAUACUGGAAAAAGGCCUUAAGAGGACUGGGCCUGUGACAGCGCCUUUAGCCACUAGGAUCCUGUUGAUCAUGAGACAUCUCAUUCCAGAAACAAGAUGGGAGAGAGUAGCCUUUGGAAAGUGCCAACUGAAGGAAGCCAACCUUAUACAUUCCAGCACCCCUACGGCACUCCCCAUGUGUGCCAGGUAUGCGGGGAGAUCAUAUGAGCCACUGUGCACUCUCCAGGGCUAUUAUCACCCAAGCCACCCCAUUUCUGCUACCUGGCAGGUCUCCACUGUGUAUAUUGGUCACCCCAAUCUGUUAAGGGAGGGUGAUCUCAUCUCCCUGGCCAAAUAGAAGGCGAUCAUGAACGGUGGAGUCCAACUUACUAGGUUGUCCCCCUCUCGACUAGUUAGACAUGGCAUUACUUAGCUGUAGCUACAUGGAGCUGAGUGGGGUGGUCUCUGUGUUGGGGGAGGGGUGUGCUUCAGAAAUUACUGACUCUUUGUGGAUAGUGUUGUCACUACACAUGAUGCUUGUCAUGCCUGGGCAGACUUUCAUGUUACUUGGGAAUAGGUGACCUAAUAAAGUACUAUUUGUGCUGCUUC